This is a messenger RNA of Durusdinium trenchii, 288 nucleotides long. Lineage: Eukaryota; Dinophyceae; Suessiales; Symbiodiniaceae. The record is from the annotation of a GenBank genome assembly.
AUGGAGAAGCCCAUGGCGGAUAUGGAGGAGUCCAUCAAGAGUUGCGUCAAGGAGGCCAUUGGUACGGAGUCCGAGAUGCGGCGCUUACAGGUGGAGGCCUUGGAGGCCAAAGCUGAAGUCUCUCGGUGUCAACAGGAGCUGGAGCAGAUGCGGCACAAGUUCAACUCGGAGGCCUCACAGACGCGGCUUCUGCAGUUGAGGCUGAAGGAGGCAGAGGGGGAGUUGAACGACGUCAAAGGCGUCCUAGAAGAGUCGCACCAACGCGGUGGCCUGCGCUUCUUGCAGCAG